This is a messenger RNA of Trichoderma harzianum CBS 226.95, 1449 nucleotides long. RefSeq lists its product as hypothetical. The transcript is spliced from 7 exons. The coding region runs from base 1 to 1449 and encodes 482 amino acids. NCBI's taxonomy places the organism in Eukaryota, Fungi, Ascomycota, Sordariomycetes, Hypocreales, Hypocreaceae. The record is from RefSeq and is a predicted model, not a curated record. Gene Ontology annotation, biological process: transmembrane transport. Gene Ontology annotation, molecular function: transmembrane transporter activity. Gene Ontology annotation, cellular component: membrane.
AUGAGUGAUGCGAAAGAACAAUCGCAUGAUCAAAAUGCAGAAACCGAAAUUACAGAUAUAGAAGAUGGGGUUAACGAAAGAGCCUUACUGCGCAAGCUGGAUUGGAGGCUUCUACCAGCGGUUGGCGUCUUAUAUCUUCUCUCAUUUUUGGAUCGUAGCAACGUUGGAAAUGCCCGUAUAGAGGGCAUGGUGAGCGACCUUCAUAUGACGGGGAACCAGUAUCUUACAGGAUUGACGGUUUAUUUCAUUGGCUAUGUUCUCUUUGAGAUUCCUUGCAAUGUCAUUCUUAAAAGAACAAGCCCUCGGUUAUGGCUCCCAACACUGACAAUAGCGUGGGGUGUUGUUGCCACACUUCUGGGAGUAGUACAAAACCUCUCCGGCUUUCUUGUCGCGCGAUUCUUUCUAGGUGUUACAGAAAGUGGACUUUUUCCGGGCGUUGUCUUCUAUCUCUCAAUGUGGUACAAGCGAAGAGAGCGACAGUAUCGAAUUUCUCUGUUUUUCAGCGCAGCGUCACUUGCAGGAGCAUUUGGUGGCAUAUUAGCAUAUGGAAUUGGGAAAAUGGCAGGCGUUGUUUGGAGCAAUGGAUGGCGAUGGAUUUUUAUUCUUGAAGGGAUUGCCACCGUCAUCGUGGCCACUAUAGCGUACUGGUUUAUCGAGAACUAUCCGGAUACUGCAAAGUUCCUUACAAAGCCUGAGAGGGAAUUCAUCCAGACUAGGCUGGCGGCGGACUGCGAUGCAAUGAUCAAAGAAGAAUUCACCUGGAGUGCUGUACUAGAAGCAGUGCGGGACCCAAACUGUUGGCUUUAUAGCUUGGGGUUCCAUACAAUGAGCUUGCCACUUUAUACGCUCUCCUUAUUUCUGCCAACCAUUAUCAGCAACCUCGGAUAUACAGCAGCAAAGGCCCAGCUACUUACAAUCCCCCCGUAUGCACUGGCGUUUGUCACAACAGUAGUAGUGGCUAUUGCAUCUGAGAAAUUGGGGAAAAGGGCCGUUUUCCUUGCUGGUUCCUCGCUUACAGCGGCGAUUGGAUAUAUCAUUUUGCUUGCAAACACUGAUCCUGUUGCACGGCCGGGGGUGUCAUACUUGGGCACAUUCUUCGCGGCGGCAGGAAUCUAUCCAUCAACAGCACUUGUCCUUUCUUGGCCUGCAAUUAAUGUUUCCGGACAAACUAAAAGAGCAAUUGCAAAUGCAAUGCAAAUUAGCAUUGGGAAUUUAGGAGCUGUAAUGGGAACACAGCUUUAUCGAUCCAACGAUGGACCGAGAUUUGUUGUCGGCCAUUCAAUGGCCCUUGCAUAUCUAUGCGCAAAUGCCAUUGUGGCUACCUACAUAGGCUGGCGACUAAGGGCUCAAAAUAAGGCGAGGGAAGAAAUCGCGCCGGAGAUUCAGAACGUGGGUGAGGCGUUGGACUGGCAAGGAGACAAGGACCCUCGAUGGAGAUUCUCCUAUUAG